Molecule: messenger RNA, 499 nt
Organism: Pollicipes pollicipes
Lineage: Eukaryota; Metazoa; Arthropoda; Thecostraca; Pollicipedomorpha; Pollicipedidae
Product: protein lyl-1-like
Exons: 2
Coding region: 53-499 (148 amino acids)
Biological process (GO): regulation of transcription by RNA polymerase II
Molecular function (GO): DNA-binding transcription factor activity, RNA polymerase II-specific; protein dimerization activity; RNA polymerase II cis-regulatory region sequence-specific DNA binding
Source: RefSeq, a predicted model, not a curated record
UUCAGUUUGACUUGUCUACGUCCGGCCGCUGCACACAUUCAACUGACUCAAGAUGCUGAUGGAGGAGGAGUCACCUCGGUCGGGUCCGCCGGCCGCCUCGGAGACCGAGAGCGAGCUGAGCCUCUCCGACUGCGGCUCCCCCUGUCACUCGCCCGUGCCCAGCCUGGAACCGCCACCGCUCGUGCACGCCGCGUACGCAGCGCCGCCGUCCGGCGUGCGGCGAGUCAUCCGAAAACUGUUUACCAACUCGCGCGAGAGAUGGCGCCAGCAGAACGUCAGUGGCGCUUUUGAGGAGUUGCGCCGCCUAGUGCCCGCCCACCCGCCGGACAAGAAGCUCUCGAAGAACGAGAUCCUGCGUCUCUCCAUCCGCUACAUCCGGCUUCUGAGCUCGGUGCUGGAAUGGCAGGACCGGCAGCUGGAGCUGCAGGACGAGCCGCCACUGGUCAAGCAGGAGGUCACCGAGCAAGACGCGGCGCUAGACUGUCAACGGUCGUGCUGA